UCUGUUGAGCAUCAUCGUCUUGAUUGCUCCAGCUGGGGAGGAAUGAAUGAAUGAGUGGAUUAAUCGUUGCUAGAACUUCAAGAUCAUCGGAUGGCCCUGCUGCCCAGUUACAAUGCUGCGAUGGUUGUGCAUUUUCGUGAUAAUUUCGUUAUCGGAUUACGCGUCGAGUGUUGAGUAUUUUGCAGAUACACCACCAGCGGAUUACUAUAAGAGAUCAAAUCUGUCAGAUUGUCCGAUUCGAUUCUAUUGGGAUAUUAACAGGUAUAAUUUCCACGCUGCUUUUGGUGGAGAACGCGCGUUUAUUGGCGAGUAUCAACAUAUGGUUGUUAUUGGUUGGGCUACCGAGGGUGGCAUUCAGUACAAGUGUGGAGGAACUCUCAUAUCGUCGAAGUUUGUGCUUACUGCAGCUCACUGUGGUCUAGAUGGUAAUGGCGAGGAACCUGUAACCGUACGCCUAGGAGACACUGACUUGAGCAGCGCAAAAGAUGACCAAUUUGCCCAGCAAAUCGCUAUUCGACAGAUCCGAAUGCAUCCUCAAUACGUCCCAUCAAAAAAAUAUUUCGAUAUUGCGCUAAUAGAACUCGAAUCGGAAGCGACCUUCGAUGAGGCCGUUUGUCCCGCCUGUUUGUGGAUGACUCCGGAUCUGCCACCGGAAACACUGAGCGCCGUUGGGUUUGGUGCUCUCGGCUUUGGAGAGCAAUCGAGCCCGACUUUGCAAAAAGUUCGGCUAUCGGUGAUAAACACUACCGAAUGCCUCAGCCGACUGCCAACUAACCGGCGAUCGUUGCCGAGAGGUCUCGUCGAAGAGCAAUUUUGUGCGGCUAGUUCAACAAUGGAUACUUGUGAGGGCGAUUCUGGUGGGCCUCUCCAAACGGAACGAGCUGAUGUGACCGGCUUUAAGGUUCCGUUGGUCGUUGGAGUAGUAUCGUUUGGGACACCCUGCAGCUCGGGUUCUACUGGGGUCUAUACUAGAGUAGCAUCGUACCAGAAGUGGAUAGAACAGGAAACCGGACUCCCUUUUUCGAAUGCGGCAUGUGCACGGACUACCAAAUGUUUCAAUAGGAAGCGUGAGACCAAUAUAAAUUUGGCAAACAUCGAUAGCGCUCCUAGUCAACCGUACCACAGGGUUGGAAUUCUUUGGAAGAAAACAGACAUCAAUCUGUUCCGGUGCGGUGGUACCCUGAUCGAUUAUCGACAUGUCCUAACGUCAGCGCAUUGCGCAAUGCUUCAAGGACCUCCCAAAUUCAUAGUGGCCGAAGAGAACGAAGAAAAGGUUCCGAUUGAAGAUAUAAUCAUUCAUCCACUUUACACGGAGGCACGGCCGGAAAAUGAUUUAGCCAUCCUGCGGCUCUCGAAAUACCUUCAGGCAGAUUCCAGCCUUCUUCCGGCUUGUUUGGCGCGUGAAUCGCAGCUUAACGGUUCAAUCUACUUCUCUGCCUAUUCUCCUGAGUUUCCGUGGGAUAACCACAAGUUCAGUGAAGACAAGAACGUCCGCUACGUUGUCAGGAAUGACAUUGUGAACAAUGGACAAUGUUCCAAUCCUAAGUACCAGAAAAGCAAUUUGCUCUGUAUGGAAAACAAAAAUAAAAUUAUUCCUGAUGUUUGUAAAAUGGACAUGGGAGGACCGAUCACUAACUUGGCUUACUUUCAGUAUUUACCGUGGUUAUAUGGUGUGGUGUCAUCACUAGGCAAGCGAUGUGAGGAUCCUCUUGUUGGUGUUAGAAUUGCACCUCAUGUCGAUUGGAUUGAGAGCAUGGUGUUGGAUAACAGAGAGGAUCGCUUGAUAUUCAGUUCGUAAAUAAUGCCAGAGAUUUUGCUCUUUUACACGCAUUUAGAUAGUUCUAGUUGGCCAAUCAUCUGUAAAUUAAUCGUUAAAUUUUGGAAAACAACUCAUAACAAAAGUAAAAUAAGAAAGAUAUUGUAAAAUAAUACAUUUCUGUAAGUACUCAGCUGAACGAUUUCUUUUCGGGACUCAAUAAUGGCUUAUCAAUAACAACU
Molecule: messenger RNA, 1998 nt
Organism: Uranotaenia lowii
Lineage: Eukaryota; Metazoa; Arthropoda; Insecta; Diptera; Culicidae
Product: ovochymase-2-like
Exons: 7
Coding region: 113-1798 (561 amino acids)
Biological process (GO): proteolysis
Molecular function (GO): serine-type endopeptidase activity
Source: RefSeq, a predicted model, not a curated record